Messenger RNA from Magallana angulata, 1505 nucleotides. RefSeq lists its product as uncharacterized. Bases 274 to 744 code for a protein of 156 amino acids. The transcript has 8 exons. NCBI's taxonomy places the organism in Eukaryota, Metazoa, Mollusca, Bivalvia, Ostreida, Ostreidae. The record is from RefSeq and is a predicted model, not a curated record.
AGUUUUCCAAUAAUGCAGCAACGUAACCAAAUCUAGUGAUUAGCCCAUAAUUUAUAAAAACAAACGUUACCAAAAUCAACAUAGCCUUGGUCCAAUAUAAUUUCUUCAUUGAUGUUGACAUGGUUACAACUGGUUUUAUCUUAAUCUCCUUGAUGACGACACCACGUAUCGAAUCAUCGAACCAGAGGUUUGAGCAGAAGCAAGAGCGUGUGCAUUGCAACCAAACACCGGCUAUUGACAUUGAAUUAUAAUUUAUAAGAACAAACCGACAAGAUGCGUGUCCAAGGGGCGUCGGAUCUGAUAGCUACAGCUUUGGUGAUGUCCGUUUUUACUUUAAUACUAAUGACUGGUUCUAAAGUGGAUGCAAGUACAACCUCAGCUACUACUGCAACGACUACGACAACUGUACCAGGUUCUUCUCAGGCAGCAAAUGUAGCUGACGCCACUACGACGACUGCAAUGACACCCUCAGUAUCUGCCUCAGCUUUGACAACGGCUUCAACGACAGCUUCUGCACAAACGUCUGGGUCGGAUAACUCUAACACAAAUGAUCCGAAUAACUCAAACUCUGGUUCCUCCGGUGAGUCAGCAUCACUAACACCUGUGACUAGCCCGUCAUCAAAUCCUUCAGCCAAUACUAGCAGUACCACAAAUAAACAAAAUGGUGCGGCGGAUUUGUCACCAUCAAGCUAUAACCUUUGUGUUUACGUGUCUUUGUCUAUCAUGUUCUACUUCUGGAGAUAAUCAAGAAUGCAACAAUAGCAUGGCUUGAAAAACAACACCUUAUGACGCUGAAUCUUGCAGCUGAAUGGGUGGUUUUGUGUGACUGAUUCUUCGAUUUAUACUACUUUUAAUUAGAUAUUUAUUUUCCUUCAAACUGUGAUAUUUUGAGUAGUCAAAUUGAAAAUGAUUGUGCUCUUGUAAAUUAAUGUAAUGUUAUUUACAUGUAAAUGUUUUUGUGAUUUUAUUUUUUUCGUUUACAAUAUGAGUUGUAUUUUUUAGAAUUUUAUUUUGCUGCAAAAACCUGCUAGUAUGAUAUUUCUACAUGUAACUUAAAACAUUUUAUGAUAAAUAAGAUUUGAAAAAAUCAUUUAUUUUUCUUAGGAAAAAGAUUUCACUUAUAAGAGAUAUAUAGCAGAUCAAUUUUUGUACAGGAUGACAAUAAUUCAAUUUUGCUCCAAUUAAGGCUUCUGAAUGGCUUUUCCCACAAAAACAGAGCUAACAGAAAUUUAAAAACCAUGAUAAUUUCUGUCAUUUUAGUAGAAAAUAACAUUUUCUUUAAAAAAAUUUCAACGUAAAAAUUGCAGUUCAUAUUGCUUUAAAAGAUAACAAAAAGUAGAUUCCCAAACAAUAAAAAUGUGACACUUAAAUAGAAUAUGAUUUCAGUUUCUGAUUGUAUAUAAUGUAUAUGUAUUAAUAAAAGUGUAAUGUGUUUUUUUUUUUAUGAAAGAAGUCUUUCGUGAAGUAUAUUUGAUAAAUUAAAUUUUUAAUAAAUAUUGAACGCA